AUGGAGCCGGUGUGCGGCGGGUGUCCGGGCAGGGCGACCGGUUGUCUCCUCCACGCCAUGGAGCCCGGCGGCUGCUCCCCCCCGCCCGCGCCGCCGCCCGCCGCCCGCUCGCGCCGCCCGUACUCGUGGCCACACACCAGACACUCGAUGUACGGACUCUCCUGUAACUCAAACCGAUCAGUGAACGACUCGCUCUAUACUCUCCCUAUCACAGGUGACGUCUAG
Molecule: messenger RNA, 225 nt
Organism: Danaus chrysippus (African queen)
Lineage: Eukaryota; Metazoa; Arthropoda; Insecta; Lepidoptera; Nymphalidae
Source: the annotation of a GenBank genome assembly